Molecule: messenger RNA, 783 nt
Organism: Suillus subalutaceus
Lineage: Eukaryota; Fungi; Basidiomycota; Agaricomycetes; Boletales; Suillaceae
Exons: 15
Coding region: 1-783 (260 amino acids)
Source: RefSeq, a predicted model, not a curated record
AUGUCAGCCCCGGACACCUUCGGUUUGCAGUUAGCCAAGUACACUAACGUCGCUGCAUCAGCAAUCCUAAUUUAUGACUACUUCGUCACUUUACACUCUGAAGUCCAAUGGACCUGGGGACGGAAGUGGGGAAUCAUUCGGACCGCCUUCACGACUUCACGAUAUGUACCUUUUGCUGGUGCGCUUAUGACAUCGUACUCCGCUAUCAAGAUAUGGGGCACGCAAGAUUGUAUACCUUUUAACGAUGCUGUAAAUGGAAUACAUUUCUUGGGCAUCAUUGCCUCGGAAGUUUUGUUGAUUGCUAGGGUCUACGCCUUCUCUGGCAACAAAAAGGCUUAUCUUAUCAUUCUUGUCUCCUUUAGUUUGGCCGUCUUGGUGACUAUUCAUCUCCUUUCAGUCACCCCGCCUUGCGCAUUUGAGGGGUCCCUUAGACUUAGUAGUGCCCUCCCGUAUGGCCUCCUGAUGUUCUUUGAGAUAGUUCUAAUGUCCGCCACCGGAUUUUUGAGAUAUCGACACUAUCUGGGUUCUAAUGGUGCGCUAGUGAAGAGUUUUUAUCGUGAUGGACUACUCUACAUGUUCUGCAUCAUGAUGAUAUCUACAGUCAAUGUGAUCGUUAUCACUGUGUUGCCUCUCUCGUACAGCGAGAUACUAAACACACCCCAGAUUGUUGCGCAGUGUUCUUGCUUCUCGAAUACUAUUCAAUCUUCAAGUAAGCAAGGAACAACUGCUCUUGCUCACCUACCGAUCGACGACUUCAAUGGAACUGUUUUCCCGUCCACAUGA